AUGCAGGCUACGACGGAAACUCGAGAAAGAGUUAUUGCCUGUGCUAUCUGCCUGUCCUGUCCUAAGAUCUGGGCUACCGUGCUGCGUCUGCCAGCCCUGUACAGUAGGCUAUCCACCUUCUUCCCUGCCUCUGAGAGCAGAGACCCAGCCCUGAGCAGGGACCCAGUCCUGGGGAGGGACCCAGUCCUGGGGAGGGACCCAGCCCUGGGCAGGGACCCAGCCCUGGGGAGGGACACAGUCCUGGGCAGGGACACAGUCCUGGGCAGGGACCAAGCCCUGGGCAGGGACCCAGUCCUGGGCAGGGACACAGUCCUUGGCAGGGACCCAGCCCUGGGCAGGGACCCAGCCCUGGGGAGAGACCCAGCCCUGGGGAGAGACCCAGUCCUGGGGAGGGACCCAGCCCUGGGCAGGGACCCAGUCCUGGGCAGGGACCCAGCCCUGGGGAGAGACCCAGUCCUGGGGAGGGACCCAGCCCUGGGCAGGGACCCAGCCCUAGGGAGAGACCCAGUCCUGGGGAGGGACCCAGCCCUGGGCAGGGACCCAGCCCUGGGGAGAGACCCAGCCCUGGGGAGGGACCCAGUCCUGGGCAGGGAAAAGCUGAAGAUGUAG
Messenger RNA from Hypomesus transpacificus, 609 nucleotides. RefSeq names its product sodium/potassium ATPase inhibitor SPAI-2-like. The transcript is spliced from 3 exons. The record is from RefSeq and is a predicted model, not a curated record. The coding region runs from base 1 to 609 and encodes 202 amino acids. NCBI's taxonomy places the organism in Eukaryota, Metazoa, Chordata, Actinopteri, Osmeriformes, Osmeridae.